This is a messenger RNA of Drosophila teissieri, 3246 nucleotides long. Its product is annotated as protein disconnected. Lineage: Eukaryota; Metazoa; Arthropoda; Insecta; Diptera; Drosophilidae. Bases 558 to 2315 code for a protein of 585 amino acids. The record is from RefSeq and is a predicted model, not a curated record. Gene Ontology annotation, biological process: regulation of DNA-templated transcription. The transcript has 2 exons. Gene Ontology annotation, cellular component: nucleus.
UGGAUCUCUGCUGUCCCUGCUCUCCGCACAUCCGCAUCUUCGUCGCUACUUCGUUUGCCACUUUGCCACUCCACAUAUUCGCAUCCGCAUAUCCGCGCCCAGUUCACUCUUCACUCUGCCGCGCGCCCCAGUGCAUUAGUGUGCGUGCGUACGAGCGUGUGUGUGCGUGUGUGUGUGUCAUCGUCAACUGUGAACGACCAACUUUUUUAAUAUCUCAGCAAAAUGCAACAAAAAUAAAUGCACCACGGGCAUGAAAACAACAACAGCAGCAGCAGCACACAGCUCCCCGAACAGUGAAUUCUACCAACUGAAUUUUACAACUUUUUACGCAACACAAUAUCAAAACAAAACAACGACUCGGAAACAAACCCUUUUUUUCAAUGACACCCCUGUGACAAAGUGACAAAAAGCUAAAACAAAUCAAAAAAAUAAACACAAAACAGCAAUACACCAAAAUACAAUAAAAUAUCCGCAACUAGCUGCUAAUUUAGCAAAAGGCACCACCAGUCAUCGCUACAGCCAGCGCCACCAUAGAAACAAAAUCCACCACAGACGACAUGGAGCACAUAAUGAAUCCGUUCAUGUCACCGGCUUAUCUGCUGGGCCAUGGCCCACAUUCCCACCAGCAUGUGCACUCCCAUCUACCGACACACCCGCAGCAGCCAAAUGCCGCCUCUCCGGCCAGCUCACCCGGCGGAUCGAGUGGCUCUGGAUCUGGAUCGGCCGCAGGAUCGGGCAGCGGAUCCGGCACAGGAUCAGGCACCGGGUCGGGAUCUUCGCUGAAGCCACGUCGCUGGGGCUCGCCGCCCAUCAAUCUGGCCGGGCAGUUCAUCAAUCCGGCGACGGGCAAGAAACGAGUGCAGUGCUCCAUUUGCUUCAAGACCUUCUGCGACAAGGGCGCCCUCAAGAUUCACUUCUCGGCCGUGCAUCUCCGCGAGAUGCACAAGUGCACGGUGGAGGGCUGCAAUAUGGUGUUCAGCUCGAGGCGUUCGAGGAAUCGCCAUAGUGCCAAUCCGAAUCCCAAGCUCCAUUCGCCGCACAUCCGGCGCAAGAUCUCGCCGCACGAUGGCCGCACAGCCCAGCAAUUUCCGGUUUUCUCGCCCGGAACUGCUGCGGCAGCGGCCGCUGUCGCCGGACGACUUCCGGUUGCCUUUCCCGGACUUUUGCCACCGCCGCCGCCGCAUCAUGGUCACCAUCCGUACGUCAUGUUCGGCGGACAGGCGGGUCUCCAUGGCUUGGGUCUGCUUUCCAACGGCUGUCAGGAUGCCGAUUCCGGAUCGGUGGACAAUGAGCAGGAUGCUGAUGCCGAGGAUGACAACGACUUUGUGUACGUGGACAUGCAGGCCAAUAGCUCCAGUCCGGCGGCCUCCAGCGAGGAUCAGGAGGAUCACGAACGCGAUCACGAGCAGGACGAGGAGAUGCACUGCAGCUUGAGCCUGGCCAGCAGUAGUAGCAUCGCCGCCGACGAGGAACGCGGAGCCGACCAGCCGUUGGAUUUCAGCCUGCACAAGCGUCGCAAGUCGGAGCAGGAUCGGGAGCAGGACCGUGAGCAGGAGCAGGAGCGGGAGCAGGAGGCGGAAAAGGAGCAGGAACAUGACGUGGAAUCGGACAAGGAACAGGAACCCGAACAGGAGCAUGACCUGGAGCGUGAGCGCGAGCGUGAGAAGCGCUCGCCCAGCGAUGCCUUCUCCAUGGAUCAGUUGCUGGGCAAGCGGAAGCGUCACGACAGCACCGCCUCCAGCUCCGCCUGUUCCACGGCCGCCGCCUCCUCCGCCUCCAGCUCCUCCGCCAGCGCUAGCGCCAAUCCACCGCAGACGAGCAUCAAAAUGGAACUGGAUCCGGACAGCGACAGUGCCUACCUGAGCAGCCGGCGGCAAAUGCUGCCACUGCCCGUUCUGGACCUCGAGGAGCACCAUCAUCUGCGCCUGCUGCAGACCCAGAUGUUUGCUGCCGCAGCGGCCGCUGCUGCCACCAGUCAGGCCCCGCCCACCGCCUUCCUGCCGGCGGGAUCCCCCGUCGAUUUGGCCAAGGACUCGCCGCCCAUGUGGAGCCUCCUCUCCGAAAUGUACCGCUCCAUGCUGCUGAAGACGCAGCACCAGCAAUACAACCACCAUCACCAGCUGCAGCAGCAGCACCAGCAGGAGCACCAGCCUCAUCAUCACCUGACCCUGAGCCACCACCAUCAGGAGCAGCACCAUCAUCUGGGUCACCACAUGGGUCUGGGUCACCACCACCACCAUCACCACCAUCAGCACCACCAACAGCAGCCGCAACAGCAAUCGCCGGCGGCCACAAAUGCGCCGAUUUCCGUCUAAACCAAGCAGACUGCUGAUCCAUGGCGAUGAUAUCUAGAUGAUUUCCUUAGUCAAAUUUGUGUUUCCGUUUUUUUUUUUUUUGUGAAUCGUAUUUUAAGAAGAAGAAGAAGAAUACGUCUGCUGGCGUGCAGCAUUAGCAAAAAGUGGAGCUUUAGGUGGUGGGGCUGUGCCACAGCUUGACCAUUAAAUGGCGGGCACUCCUCCUCAGGCGCGACCCCGCAACACCCACCUACAUACAUACAUACAUACAUAUGUACAUAUGUGUGCCCACCAACACCCAAUGCCCCUAAGCACCCCCCUCCUCCCACUCCCCUUUGAAAACUGGAAUUGCUCCGAAACUAAGCUUUUUCUGCUCGUACAUGUGUUAUAUGGAUUUUUUUUUGGAAAACCUAUGUAUAAUGGUUAAUGUAUAAUGUAUACUGUAGUGCGACAUCUAAGUGUAUAGUAUUCAAUCCGUUCCUCAGUGUGCAUGUGCAGAUGGAUGAGUGUGUGUGAGAGAGAGUGUGUGAGUGUGCGUGUGGGAUCCCAGGAUCGGAUCCAAAAAAAAAAACAAAGUCUGUCAUCUGAAAAGCAGGCUGGGCAGUGCAGAAGCGGGGAUUUUGGAACGGGUUCCGUUUCCCUGCCCCCUCUAUCGGUGUACAACGAAGUAUUGAUAUUUAUAACGAAAUAUAUAUUAUGAAUGCAUAUAUUAAAUAGUUUUAAGACAAUUUUUUUCGUAGCCAAUAAAAAACUAUAUUGUAUUGUAUAACUUGGAUGUACUAACACAGCAAGCGAAUUCUAUUGAAACAUAUCCCGUGUGUUGAAAAAUAAAAAAAAACAAGAAGAGAUUCACCCGCUCCCUAAAAAAAGAAAAACACAAAAUUAUAAAAAUCCAUCGAAAAGGUUGAUAGAUCGUAGGUGAACGAAAAAUGUUAUUGCUAUCGCAAACGAA